CGGCUGCAACGGUCGUAACGGUCGUAACGGCCGCGGUGUGCGGAGGCGCUCAGACGGAGCGGCACCGGAGGAUGCGGCAGCAGCCGGGCACAGGUCGAGCACGCUGGAAAAGUGAGGCUCUGAAGGUUGUUUUCCUCGCUAGUCUCUAUAUGAGCGAUUAGUCUCUUGAGAUCUCGAGUCUCUUGUUUGGUGAUCUGUAGUGCUUUUUUUAAAUGGAAGCAAUUGGAGUGGCAUCUUUGGGAAAGCAUCCUGCAGGCUGCUGAUAGGAGUAAGUACAUGAGACACAGUAACAUCAUGGUGGAUGUGGGAAAGUGGCCAAUAUUUACCUUGCUGUCACCUCAAGAAAUAGCAUCUAUUCGGAAAGCGUGUGUGUUUGGUACAUCAGCCAAUGAAGCCAUAUACACUACACACAACGAUGAGGUGUUUGUUUUUGGACUGAAUUGCAGCAAUUGUUUGGGAACUGGAGAUAGUCAGAGCACAAUAGUACCAAAGAAAUUAGAAGCCUUGUGUGGGAAGAAGAUUUCCAGUCUCAGUUAUGGAAGUGGACCACAUGUUCUACUUUGCACCGAAGAUGGAGAAGUGUAUGCUUGGGGACAUAAUGGCUACAGCCAGCUUGGGAAUGGUGCAACCAAUCAGGGUGUUACUCCUGUUCAAGUCUGCACAAAUCUGUUACUAAAGAAAGUGAUUGAAGUAGCUUGUGGCUCUCACCAUUCCAUGGCAUUAUCGUUUGAUGGGGAUCUGUAUGCUUGGGGCUAUAACAACUGUGGUCAGGUUGGAUCAGGAUCUACAGCAAACCAGCCAACUCCUCGGAGAGUUUCAAACUGUUUGCAGGAUAAAAUGGUAGUUGGCAUUGCUUGUGGUCAGACCUCCUCCAUGGCUGUAGUGAACAACGGUGAGGUUUAUGGCUGGGGUUACAAUGGUAAUGGUCAGCUGGGUCUUGGAAACAAUGGCAACCAAUUAACGCCGUGCAGAGUGGCAGCAUUACAUGGUGUGUGCAUACUCCAGAUUGCCUGUGGCUAUGCACACACUCUAGCACUAACAGAUGAGGGCUUGCUCUAUGCCUGGGGAGCUAACACUUAUGGGCAGCUGGGAACUGGCAAUAAAAGUAACCAGCUAAGCCCGCUGCAGAUCAUGAUGGAAAAAGAAAGGGUUGUGGAGAUUGCAGCCUGCCACUCUGCUCACACUUCGGCUGCCAAGACGCAGAGCGGCCAGGUGUACAUGUGGGGCCAGUGCCGCGGCCAGUCUGUUGUCCUUCCCCACCUCACUCACUUUGCCUGCACUGAUGAUGUGUUUGCUUGCUUUGCUACCCCUGCUGUUAUGUGGCGUCUUCUCUCAGUAGAGCAAGAAGACUUCUUAACAGUAGCAGAGUCUCUGAAGAAGGAAUUUGACAGCCCAGAAACCUCAGACCUAAAGUUCCGAGUGGAUGGAAAGUACAUCCAUGUUCAUAAAGCUGUUCUAAAAAUCAGGUGUGAACACUUCAGAACCAUGUUUCAGUCCUACUGGAAUGAGGAUAUGAAGGAAGUGAUAGAAGUAGACCAGUUUUCUUACCCUGUGUAUCGUGCCUUUCUCGAGUACUUGUAUACAGACAGUGUGGACCUUCCUCCUGAAGAUGCUAUAGGGCUUUUGGACUUGGCUACUUCAUACUGUGAAAAUAGACUGAAAAAACUGUGUCAGCACAUUAUCAAGAGAGGGAUUACUGUGGAAAAUGCAUUUUCAUUGCUAUCUGCUGCUGUCAGAUAUGAUGCAGAGGACUUAGAGGAUUUCUGCUUUAAAUUUUGUGUUAACCACUUGACCGAAGUGACACAAACUACAGCAUUUUGGCAAAUGGAUGGUCCCCUGCUGAAGGAAUUCAUUGCUAAAGCCAGUAAAUGUGGAGCCUUUAAGAACUGAAUUGAGGCUGUAAGUGACAGGCGUCUGUAGGAUGUUUUGCAGAUGUAACAGGUCAGUGUAACUGCGUGGGUAAAAGUGUUACCUGGUGUCUUGCAGCAGAAGCUGUGCAGGGCCACAGCAAAAUGUUCUUUUUACUCAGUGCUGUAAAACUGUCAAGCAGUGUACUUGCAUUUAGCAGAUCUGGAUGGAGGAACUAGCACCAGAGCUCCUCACAAAGGAGAGAGUAAAGACUGCAGCACCCAAGAGACACCAGGUGAUGUUAAGGACUUUUGGGCUAGGAAAUCCUGUUUCUAGCAUUGCCUGUUAAUAUUUUAAAUUUACUGUUUAAGGGCUCAGAGCCCCUGAAUGAAGUCAAUUAAAUCAUUAGCUCUCUGGGUUAUAAACAGCCAAAGGGCAUGGAUAUCUUUUAUUGCAGUUGCAUGAUGUGAAUGAAAUUGCUGGUUGCUGCGUGUAAUUAACCAAGUGUAUUUGGUGCUUAAAGUGUGCAAAAACAAUGCAUCCUCAAAGCUUGCAGAAGUAACUGACAAAAGUAACUCUGAAGAGAGGGGCUAGCAGAUCUUGUUUGAAGCCAAAUUCUAUAUUUGGGUAUAACUUAAUAUAAGUUGUAAUGUAUACUUUGUGUAAUCUGCUUAAGUAAUGUUUAUUAUGACAGUUAGUUAAUGGGAAGAUUUCCCACUUGGACUUCACUUAAUUGGUUCCCUUAGUGGAAAAAGAAUACACUGUUCUGAAAGCAUUUGUUUGAUUUUUUUUCAAUUAAGUAUUGCAUAAAUUUAAACUACAUGCAAUAAAUUUUUUUUUUUAAUAACUAACUCUUCACAAGCAAACUUCUUUGAAGAAAAUGUCAAGCUUUGUGUUACAUGUCACCUCUAAGUUGAUUUACUAAAACAAACAGAAGAAAAACAACCAGAAAACCUCACAGACUAUGUAUUACUGAAUCUUACUGACCUGACUGUGCUUGAUGUGUACCUGUGACCUCCAUUUCAGAAAGCCUGAAGCUUGCCUGUAGGUACCAGCACAGUACCUGGUGACUGCAGUUCAUGUUGCUGAUGAGUCCAGAUGGAAAACACAGAUGCUGUAAUUUCCCAGUGGCCAUGUGCCACCUAGUGUUUGUACCAUGUGCAAUAAGGAUGUUAUUGUGCUGUCUCCAAAUAAAGGGUAGAAAAGUUAAAA
This is a messenger RNA of Phasianus colchicus (ring-necked pheasant), 3060 nucleotides long. It is a transcript of the gene RCBTB1, whose product is annotated as RCC1 and BTB domain containing protein 1. Gene Ontology annotation, molecular function: protein binding. NCBI's taxonomy places the organism in Eukaryota, Metazoa, Chordata, Aves, Galliformes, Phasianidae. The record is from RefSeq and is a predicted model, not a curated record.